AUGGCAACAGAAUCAAAAUUAACAAAAAAUCUAUAUACUGAUAUUACAAGAUUAAAACUAUUAAACAAAUCGGAUGCGGAAGUGAAAUUUCUAUUGUUGACUUCACCAUUUACUGGUGAUGAAGAUGAUGAUGAUUUGGCCGAUAAAAAACGAGAAGAAUAUUCUAUUACUGGACAAAUAUAUCCAAAUUCAGAAAUAUAUCGGGAACGUUCUUAUGCAAUAGAAAUAAUACUAACCAAAACGUUUCCACUUGACCCACCUAAAGUUCGUUUUAUCACUCCUAUUUAUCAUCCUAAUAUCGAAGAAAAAGGAGAUUUCUGUAAUGAUUUAUUGGUGAAAACUGCCAGAUGGACACCUAGAACUUCAUUAGUGGAGAUUGUGAAAAUCGUUGUGAAACAUGUUGAUGAACCUGAUGCAGAUAAUCCAGUUCGAGCUGCAUUAGGUGUUGAAUAUAAAACUAAUCGACCUAAAUUCAAUCAACACGCAUUAGAACAUGUCCAAAAAUAUGGAUUACCAAGAUGA
This is a messenger RNA of Adineta steineri, 522 nucleotides long. The record is from the annotation of a GenBank genome assembly. Lineage: Eukaryota; Metazoa; Rotifera; Eurotatoria; Adinetida; Adinetidae.